UCAGCGUGUAUUUUCAUUGCAGUGCUGAGGUAAAUCAUUUGUAUAUUCCAACCAGGCGGUGUCUGCAAAAAUUAUGUGAAUAGCUAAAUACUGAAUAUAUACAAAUACACCUGAUUUUUUUAAGAAUCGCCAACGACUCCCAGACAUGUUUCCGCGCCCUGCCAGGACAUCGAAAUGGGUGCAGCUGAGCUCGCUGUCGCUGCUGUACGUGGUGGGGGAGCUAGCGCACUUCCUGCUAGGCGUCGUGACGACACCCAUGAGCCAGGAGCUGCAUUACGGUGACCAUGGCUGCCUCGUCAACCCAGACCUCGAUACUGACGAAGACGUGCCCGACAACGUCUUCUGCUACCAAGGCAACUCUUCUGACGUGUGCACCGAGAUAUGGGUGUCGAGCACGAGCAACGAGUCUGCCUGCGUGUGGGACUACAGCGGCCUGGGGAUGCAAUAUCAGCUCCUGGCAGGCCCUUCCUUCGUGGCGGUCUUCACCAUCUCAGGAGUCUUCAUGGGCUUCGUGUCGGACCGAGUCAAUAGGAAGAACGUGUUGGCGGCGUGCUUGGCGCUCAUCACGCUCGCCACGCUCCUCAUGGGCACGGCCACGCAGUACUGGCACCUCGUCGUGCUCAGGAUGAUGAUUGGCGCGGGAGAGUCAUCGUUCGCUCCCUCAGCCAGUAGCAUCAUAUCGGAUUUGUUCACAGAGAGUGUGCGUGGGUUGGCAUUGGGCAUCUUCAAUUGGGGCAUCUACCUGGGCUACGGCCUCUCCUACAUCAUCGGCAACUACGUCACAGCCGCCGACAUACUCGGCAUGGGCUGGCGCUGGUCCUACUACAUCUCAGGGAUGCUGGGGGUGCUGGUGCUGGUGUACAUGCUGGUGGUGCUGGAGGAACCUCCUCGGCUGGGGGGGCCUGAUGAUGACAAGCCUUCACCACACCCCGCACCACUCACCGACACCACAUCCAUUGAUUCUGACACGAGCUACGCCAUGAGUGACAUGCAGCUGCCACCACGCUCUCCCAGCGUCAAGGACCAGGCUGCUCAGACGAAGAGGCGCUCAGUCAGAGCAACUCUGAAGGCAGCGCUCAGCUCUGACUUUGUCUCUGCCAUCAUAAAGCCCUCGUACAUCUUCCUCUGUCUUGCUGCCUCCAUCCGCCAUACAGGAGGGUUCACCUGGGCAUACAACACGCAGCUCUACUUCCAGACGUACUACCCUCACUUCAACGUAGGGGCGUGGGUGUCGUGGGUGAGCAUCGUCGGGGGGACGGUGGGGGUGGCGGUGGGAGGCUUCGUGUCCGACAGACUCGUCAAGAAGCUGGGGGUUAAAGCCAGGCUCUACGUACUGGCCGCGAGCCAGUUCGCGGCGACGCCGUUCGCUGCCGGUGUGCUGUACCUCGCACCUCCUGCUGCCAUGUACAGUCUGCUGUGUGCCUACUUCUUCGCCGAGAUGUGGUUCGGCAUCCUAUUUGCGGUGCUGCUGGACAUCGUGCCUGGGACGGUUAAGGCGAGCUCGCUGGCUUUCUUCUUGUUCGUUAUGAACAACAUCGGGGGUAACGCUCCUGUACUGGUCGAGCCUCUACGUAAUGCCUUCUCCUACAGGACUGCACUCUACAUCAUGUACCCUGGCUGCUUCCUACUCAGUAGCGGCGUGUUCCUGUUCACAAGCCUCUUCGUGCACGACAAAAAAGUCCAUAAAGAAUCCACCAGCGAGCUCAACCGUCAGUGAGGCGUACCUAUGAGACGCUCUCAGCGUACCAAUGAGACGUAUCUUGCGUACCAAGGAGGCGCACUUCGAGUGUAAAUGGAAGAAUUAAUCGACGAUGAUGAGGUAGCCCGCUACUUCGACAGUACUUAACGUAGACAAAAAUUUAGCAUAUCAGGGUAAUGUACCAUAAACUUACAGGAGUAUCUAGCCGUAAUAAAAAAAACCCUCAUACGCAAAUAUAAUUUAAUAUACGCCUGUAUGAGGACUGCAGCACCUACGAUAUAAAUGUAAAACUUAAUGUGACGACCGUAGAGUGUAAGCAACACGUUCUUCCUAAAUGUUUUAUACGUGUGGACCCUAAGACACCAAUGAUAACACAUUGGUUGUGUCAAUUUAGUCAAUGUUUUUUAAGGUGCAACCCUUUACUUUAUUUGGAAUCGAAGUUUUU
Messenger RNA from Hyalella azteca, 2144 nucleotides. Its product is annotated as protein spinster homolog 2. NCBI's taxonomy places the organism in Eukaryota, Metazoa, Arthropoda, Malacostraca, Amphipoda, Hyalellidae. Gene Ontology annotation, cellular component: membrane. Gene Ontology annotation, biological process: transmembrane transport. The record is from RefSeq and is a predicted model, not a curated record. The transcript is spliced from 12 exons. The coding region runs from base 146 to 1717 and encodes 523 amino acids. Gene Ontology annotation, molecular function: transmembrane transporter activity.